GUGGCGCAGGCGCAGUCACAACUUCAGUCACAAAUCCUGGUUUCAGAGGGUCCUCCGACGAUUACGACGCGUUUCUACAUCUUGCCUGAGGGACACAGGUGGAACUUGGAAAAUGGAGGAGUGUGCCAAUACCGGCGGCAUAUUAACGCAGCUGAGGCAGACCGCUCUGCAGUGGAGCAAGUGAAUGACCUGGCGGAUGCCGGGCUAUUGUUUGCCCAUCUGGAGCCGGCGGCUGAGCCGCAACGUGAAGGGUUGCCAGCGGCACUACAAAGCUACUCUGAGCCAGAACUUCCACGUGGAGGUGACGGGUUGACUCGGUUCGCUGUGGGGCGGUCUUUAUCCGAGGGCUGCUUGGUUCGACGGGAAGGUGCGUGGGAGUCAAACGUUGGGAUACUGCGUGGUGGCCUGUUGUGUGGCCAGUACAUUCCGCCACCUUGGCGAGUGGUGCGAAAAGCUGCUGGACGCUAUAGUGGUUAAUGGAGACCGAUACUACCGCGCCAGCGUGGAGCUGAGGUAGCGUUGGGACCUUCAUCUGUGUGUGGACGAUAUGUGCAUCGACUUACGAUUCUCGUGCAACUUGAGCUGGUGGCCUUCGGGCAUGUAUAUAUCCCCAGCCAGCACCGAAAUGAGUUUGCUAGAGGGCCUCAACUACGUCUUUACGCGCUUUCAGUGUGGCGUCCUAGAGUGCCAGGAACGGCACUUCUCCUUCGGACACAGCUCCAGCCACGAUGGUGGCUACUUCCUGUUCUACUCUACUCUCUCCAUGGGCGCCUCCUACGUGCUGCUGGCCAAGCAGCUGCAGAUGCUAUUCUACUGCGUGGUGGUCACGCUCAAUUUUCGGCGCCGAAAUGUUAGGUUCCGGCUCGAUAAUGCAGUUGUCGUUUGACACGGAGUACCAAUUUUGAUUUUAUUUUACCUCUCCCUGAUUUCCUCGAAA
Messenger RNA from Drosophila teissieri, 937 nucleotides. RefSeq lists its product as uncharacterized. Lineage: Eukaryota; Metazoa; Arthropoda; Insecta; Diptera; Drosophilidae. The record is from RefSeq and is a predicted model, not a curated record.